AUGGAGCAAGGUCAAGAACCAUGUACAUGGUCAUACAAGGUCAACCCAGAAGGGAAAAACGACAUGGGUCAACUAUAUCAGUUGCUAGGCAAACUGCAAGCAGUCCAAAACCAUGGAGUGACGGAAAUUCAAGUAGUAGCCUUCGGCAAAAUUGAUAAAAUCUACCUUAGAAAGUGCGCAGAAGGUAUCUUCAGGGGAUCUGAGGUCAAAGUGCAAGUUAUUAUACCUAGAGAUCCAAGCCGAUUAGCACCUAAGUCAAGUAAGGGAGGACCAGCGACGACAACAGAGAAGAUUAUAAUCAAAUCUGAAGGAAAGCAAUAUGCUGACAUACUCCGUUCGAUCAAGAGUAGUGUGAACAUAGACGAGAUGGGUGUUAAGGUAAAAGGCAUUAAGAAAACUGCUAAGGGUGAUGUCCUUAUGGAGAUACUUGGAGAGAAAAAUCAAGUAAUCGCCCUCAGACAAGCUAUAAUGGACAAAGAUAAAGAUACCCAAGUCGAAAUUAAAAGAGAUGAAGGCAUUAUUCAUAUCGCGGACAUAGACGGAGAUAUGAACGCAAAACAGAUAGAGCAAGAUGUCAGGAAAAGCGUAGCAAACGCAAAAGAAGAUGACGUCCGAGUGCUCUCUUGCAGGCCAAACCAGAGGGGAAACCAAACUGCUACACUUGCGGUCAAAAGAAGAGUGGCCAGCGAAUUACUCAAAAUGGAUACCGUGAGAAUAGGGUGGGCACCGUGCCAGGUCCGAGCAAGGGUCAAAAUCACCAGGUGUUUCAAAUGUUUGGAGUUUGGCCACCGCACCAAUGAAUGCAAAGGAACCGAUAACUCGAAGAUGUGCCUUAAAUGCGGCAAGGAUAACCACAAGGCCAGAGACUGCCUUAACAAAAGCUAUUGCCUAACAUGUAAAAAAGACGGUCACAGAGCUGAUCAGACUGCUUGCCCUUACUACCUUAAGCUUGUAAAAGAAAAAUCAAAAGCAAUUAGUGACACCAGACGCAGGCUCAGCACUGCACGGGGUCAAAACUUUAGUGUUCAAUAUUAA
Messenger RNA from Diorhabda sublineata, 1035 nucleotides. RefSeq lists its product as uncharacterized. The record is from RefSeq and is a predicted model, not a curated record. Gene Ontology annotation, molecular function: nucleic acid binding; zinc ion binding. Lineage: Eukaryota; Metazoa; Arthropoda; Insecta; Coleoptera; Chrysomelidae. Bases 1 to 1035 code for a protein of 344 amino acids. The transcript has a single exon.